Messenger RNA from Panicum virgatum (switchgrass), 1116 nucleotides. RefSeq names its product endoglucanase 11-like. The transcript has 4 exons. The record is from RefSeq and is a predicted model, not a curated record. Lineage: Eukaryota; Viridiplantae; Streptophyta; Magnoliopsida; Poales; Poaceae. Gene Ontology annotation, molecular function: hydrolase activity, hydrolyzing O-glycosyl compounds. Gene Ontology annotation, biological process: carbohydrate metabolic process. The coding region runs from base 1 to 1116 and encodes 371 amino acids.
AUGGCAGCGCGGCCAUCGCCGCGGACCCUCGUGCUUGUCGCCGGCCUCGUCGUCUCCCUCCUUUCCGGCUGCAGCCAUGUCGCCGCCGGCGGGCACCCCGAUUACGCCGACGCGCUCGGCAAGGCGAUUCUCUUCUUCCAGGGGCAGAGGUCCAGCCAGCUCCCGCCGGACCAGGCCGUCACGUGGAGGUCCAACUCUGGCCUCUCCGACGGCUCGGCGGCGAACCGGAGGCUCCUCGCCGCGGCGCGGGACGUGAUGGAGCUCGCCGUGCGGUACCAGGGGAAGUACAGCGACGUCGGCGGCGGCGACAUCGGCGCCUACUACCCGUCCUACUCCGGCUACAAGGACGAGCUCUUGUGGGGGUCGGCGUGGCUGCUCUGGGCGACGAAGAACUCCUCGUACCUCGGCUACCUCUACUCCCUGGGCGACAGCGACAGCGUCGACAUGUUCAGCUGGGACAACAAGCUCGCCGGAGCGCGCGUGCUCCUGUCACGGAGAGCCCUGGUGAACGGGGACACGUCGCUGGAGCCGUUCCGGCAGCAGGCCGAGGACUUCUUCUGCCGGAUCCUGCCCGGCUCGCCGUCCUCCACGACGCGGUACACGUCCGGCGGCCUGAUGCACAAGUCCGGCUACUCCAACCUGCAGUACGUGGCGUCGGCCAGCUUCCUGCUCGCCACCUACGCCAAGUACAUGGCCGUCUCCAGGCACACCUUCUCCUGCCAGGAGGGCCUCGCCGCCGCCGUCACCCCCAGGUCCCUCCGGGCCCUCGCCAGGCAGCAGGUGGACUACAUCCUGGGCGCGAACCCGCAGGGCAUGUCGUACAUGGUGGGCUUCGGCGCGCGGUGGCCGCGGCGGAUCCACCACCGGGCGUCGUCGCUGCCGUCGGUGGCGAGCCACCCGGGCCGCAUCGGGUGCCAGGAGGGGUUCCAGAGCUACUUCUACUCCGGCGCCGCCAACCCCAACGUGCACACGGGCGCCAUCGUCGGCGGGCCCGACGAGAACGACGCGUUCCCGGACGACCGCGGCGACUACGCGCGGUCCGAGCCGACCACGUACACCAACGCGCCCCUCGUCGGCUGCCUCGCCUACCUCGCGGGCGCCUACAAGAAGAUCUAA